AUGUCCAGGGUCACAGUGAGACUCUGACAAGAAUAAGCAGCACCGGAUGGUCUUGGAUCCAACAGGAAUGCUGUCAAGUAUUUGAAGCAGGACUGUGAAGCCCUGAAGCAGCAGUCCCUGAAGACUGGCACACUGUUGAAGGAUGAAGAGUUCCCAGCCUGUCCUUCUGCUCUAGGCUACCAGGACCUGGGACCAUAUUCCUUCAAAACUCGGGGGAUAAUCUGGAAGUGCCCCACAGAGUUGUGUGCCAACCCGCAGUUUAUAAUUGGAGGAGCUACCCAAACAGAUGUCUGCCAAGGAGAGCUGUGGGGAAGUGAUAACAGGCGAAGGGCUAGGAGGAUAGUAGCAUGGAGCUAUUUUGGGCACACCAGCCUUCAUCAUCUUUUCCUUUCUUCUUUCCCUCUGUUCUGGCAGUGUGGGGAGUGGGUGGAUGUAGUGGUGGAUGAUAGGCUGCCCACUAAGAACAGAAAGCUGCUCUUCGUGCACUCAGAGGAGGGCAACAAGUUCUGGAGCAUGCUGCUGGAGAAGGCCUACGCCAAGCUGAAUAGCUCUUUUGAAGCUCUAGCAGGAGGCUCCAUUGUGGAGGGCUUUGAGGAAUUUACUGGAGGCAUCUCUGAGUCCUAUGAGUUGUGAAGGGCUCCUUCAAGCCUCUACCAAAUCAUCCAGAAGGCCCUGGGAGCUGAGUCACUGCUUGCCUACUCCAUUGAUAUAACUGCUACAGCUGAAAUAGAAGCAAUCACAAGUCUGAAGCUGGUAAAUGGACAUGCUUACUCUAUCACUGGAGCAGAGGAGGUAUAUUACCGAGGACAGCCAGAGAAACUAGUGAGGCUUAGGAAUCCCUGGGGUGAAGUAGAAUGGACUGGAUCUUGGAGUGACAAUGGUCCUGAGUGGAAUUAUGUUGAUACCAAAUAAAAACAGGCUCUGGAUAAACAAGUAGAUGAUGGAGAGUUUUGGAUGGCAUUUUCAGAUUUCCAAAGGCAGUUUAGCUGCCUUGAGAUCUGCAAUUUGACUCCUGACAUACUGACAAGCCACAAGGUCAACAAAUGGGACCUGACUCUGUUUAAUGCACAGUGGAGAUGGGGUUCAUCUGCUGGGGGCUGCCAGAACUACCAAGCAACAUACUGGACCAAUCCCCAGUUUAAAAUCCGGUUGGAUGAACCAGAUGAUGACCAUGAAGGGAGUUUGAAUGAGCUGUGCUGUACCAUUCUGAUGGGCUUGAUGCAGAAGAACCACAGGAGACAGAAGAGAAUGGGAGAAGGUCUGGUUAGUAUUGGUUAUUUGCUCUAUCAGGUGGCUGGUUUACCAGAGAGCUGCCAAAGAGCUUCUGACAAAACCAUGUUCUCCACAGCUGGAAGCAGCACAGAUGUGCAUGUAGGCCAUGCUUUCUUUGCAAGACACCAGCCAGCAGUCCGGACUGACCCCUGUGUGAACCUGCAUGAGGUCUCCAGCCACAUGACGCUGCUACGGGGACAGUACCGUAUUAUGCCCUCCACCUUUGAGCCCUACAAGAAUGGGGAGUUCUGCCUGGGAGUUUUUGCUGAGACUCAGGCUACAUCACAGAUGAUGGGUGAUGAGGUGUCUGCAAAGCCAUAUGAGCCUCAUGUAGAUGAUAUAGAUGAUGAGUUCAAGACUCGAUUCCAAAAGCUCUCUGGAGAGGACUGUGAAGUGACUGCAACUGAAUUAAAGAGGAUUCCAAACUGGGUUUUGGUGAAGAGAAAGGAUGUGAAAAGUGAUAGAUUCAACAUUAACACUUGCAGGGAGAUGAUCAGCCUUUUAGAUACCGAAUGACCCACCACCUUGAGACUUGUAGAAUUCAAGACACUUUGGAUGAAGAUUCAAAAGUAUUUGACAAUGUAUAAGAAAGUGAACAGUGACUACUCUGGUACCAUCAACUCCCACGAGAUACAAAAUGCCCUCAGAAAGGCAGGUUUCAGGCUCAAAGAUGAGGUGCAGCACAGCAUCGUCACCUGCUAUGCCUGCAGGACCAAGCUGACCAUUGACUUCAAUAGCUUUGUGGCCUGCAUGAUCUGCCUGGAGACCCUGUCCAAAGUGUUCUGUCUCCUGGACAAAGACAAGAAUGGAGUCAUCCAGAUCUCUCUGCCUGAAUGGCUGUGCUGCACACUGGUUUGA
Molecule: messenger RNA, 2130 nt
Organism: Camarhynchus parvulus
Lineage: Eukaryota; Metazoa; Chordata; Aves; Passeriformes; Thraupidae
Gene: CAPN8
Product: calpain 8
Biological process (GO): proteolysis
Cellular component (GO): cytoplasm
Molecular function (GO): calcium-dependent cysteine-type endopeptidase activity; calcium ion binding
Source: RefSeq, a predicted model, not a curated record